Klebsormidium nitens is the source of this 447-nucleotide messenger RNA. The record is from the annotation of a GenBank genome assembly. NCBI's taxonomy places the organism in Eukaryota, Viridiplantae, Streptophyta, Klebsormidiophyceae, Klebsormidiales, Klebsormidiaceae.
AUGGAGAUGGAAGAAGAGCCGAUGCGGUCGCCACAUGUGGAAGCCACUGGCGACGAUCUAGAGGGUGCGUCGAGAAAGAUGGCAGUAGAGCCGGAGACGUGUCACAAGGGCAACGUGUCGCAAGGGCUAGAGGAGAUGGAACAGGAGCCACGGCUGGAGCCAUCUGAUGAAGCCACCUGCGACGAUCCAGAGGAGGCAGCGGCAGUAGGCACCAUGCCGCAAGAGCCGGGGACUGUGGAAGCCGUUUGCAACUCGGAGGAGGCGGCAGCAGAGGCAGUUGUACAUGUUGGUUUGGAGAUCGAACAAGAGCCACGGCCGAAGCCAACUGUGGAAGCCACUUGCAACGGGUCGGAGGUGGUGGCGACAGAGGCAACAGAUGCUAGUCUCGACACAAUGCCGCAAAAGCAGGAGGAAAAUGAAGCAAUCGCCGAGCCCGUCGCCAUCUGA